This is a messenger RNA of Cloeon dipterum, 830 nucleotides long. RefSeq lists its product as uncharacterized. NCBI's taxonomy places the organism in Eukaryota, Metazoa, Arthropoda, Insecta, Ephemeroptera, Baetidae. The coding region runs from base 50 to 784 and encodes 244 amino acids. The record is from RefSeq and is a predicted model, not a curated record. The transcript is spliced from 6 exons.
GGAAAAUGAGCAAACGACGUGAUUCUGAGGCCGCAUUCUGUCCGCCAACAUGAUUUCCUCUUUGUUCUUCAGCUUGACGUUAUUUUCAGCCGUUGUUGGACAGUCAGUCCUUGUUGACAUUACUGAUACCACGGAAUUUCCAUAUGUGUUUAGGGUGCAACUGUCAGACCAGGGAUACCCAACCACUUUUCCCGGAUUUGCGGUGAGCCAGAAAUACAUCCUCACCUCUGGCCAGGCUUUCCGUCAAGAUGCUGCCUUGAUCACAAUUACCGAUCAGCUCGGCGUGGUCUAUCCGACACCGAGGAGUUCUGAAAUCGCGGGACGGUUUGCCAUCUUGAGAAUAUGCAAACCACUGCCUGGACCCUUUAUUUCGAUGUCGGGGCCGAACUUCAAUGACCUCACAGCUAACGUGUCCGACGCAGAAUUUAUCUUGUUCAAGGAAGACGACAACGUGCUGAAAAGAGUGACCAACUUGACUGUGUUGGACAUGGCAUCCUGCGCGACCGCCAGCAACGCCUCCGUCGCCGCUGAAAGUAUUUGCGUGGACAUGAACUCGACUCCUGAAUUUUGCUCGUAUAUUUCCGAUGCCUUUGGAGCAACGCCGACUUACGUCAGAGCUCCAGCGGUGGUGAUCGCUGGCCAGGUGAACGCGAUUUACACCGCUUCCUCCAAAAUCGGCUGCAACAGCGCUAACGCCAGCGACGAAGUCGGAUUCUACUCCAGUAUCUUACUCAGUCUUAACACUAUAAUCGCAGAAAUCCCAGACGGAGUGGCGAAUCCUUAGAUUUCGUCUGUCUCUGGAUGAAUAAAAUUUCAAUUCGACCCUCAAA